Salvelinus namaycush (lake trout) is the source of this 1668-nucleotide messenger RNA. Its product is annotated as F-box only protein 40-like. The record is from RefSeq and is a predicted model, not a curated record. The coding region runs from base 1 to 1668 and encodes 555 amino acids. Gene Ontology annotation, cellular component: cytoplasm. Gene Ontology annotation, molecular function: zinc ion binding; ubiquitin protein ligase activity; protein binding. The transcript has 7 exons. NCBI's taxonomy places the organism in Eukaryota, Metazoa, Chordata, Actinopteri, Salmoniformes, Salmonidae.
AUGGGGAUCCAAGUUCGUCCUUCCCGCCCGAGAGGUCACCCCCACUGUGACAGCUGUUUCAGCCAGUACUGCAAGGCCCCUGUGGAGAUCUCGGUGUCAUGUGUGCUCAUCCCCUGCCGCCUGCUGUGUGGCGCCAUCUUUCACCUGUGCAAAGAGGAGGAGCAUGCGCUACUCUGCCCCAAUGAGAGGGUGCCAUGCCUAAACGCGGGCUUCGGCUGUCCAAUCAGCAUGCCCCGUUCCUGGCUGGCGGCCCACCUGCAGGUCUGUCCAGCCAGCGUGGUGUGCUGCUCCAUGGAGUGGAACCGCUGGCCAGCCGAGGACGCCCAGUCACACACACAUUCGGCCCUGCAGCAUAACCUAGUGAAGGAAGAGGAGGAGGGAGGAGGACACGGCGAGGCGCUGGACCUGGCCAUGGCUCUGAGAGAUCAGCACCAUUUGUUCCACUCCCUAAAGAUGAAGAAUCUCUUCCCUGAGCUGAUUGAGAGGAAGAGGCAGAUGUAUUACUACAGCCAGCUGGAGCCCAUGAAAAUCAACACAGUGAGGACCUUUAAGAUUCCCACCAGCUUCACGGCCAAACACACACGCAUCAGGAACCCCGGACACCGGAAGAGGGUGGACGCGGCCGUGGACACCAGCGACCUGGGGGUGGAGCCACAGGACAUGCCAAUCUGGGAGGAGGUGCAGGCCAGCCUGCUGUGUUCUCUGGAGAAGGAGCAGAGGGGUCACCUGAUCGCUGAGUCACAGUCCAGCGACGCCCUCCUGAGCGACACGGGGACGCAGACCUACGCCUUCCUGUCAGCUCCGUUCAGUCGUGACACUUCAUUGGCCAGUCUGACGGAGGACCGCCCCCUCCAGCUCCACCUCCAGCUGCAGGCGAAGGGUGUGACGGCCCGACACAACAAGUCUAGCUCCGCCUUCACCUUUCUCUGUGGACACACCUUCCAACGCAGAGAGUUCCCCAAACACUUCAGGAACGUGCACACCGACAUACAGAUGUGUGCUAGUGGCUGGUUUGAGCAGAGGUGUCCCCUAGCCUACCUGGGCUGCACUUACAGCCAGAGGAGGUUCCAGCCCUCCACACACACUGCCACUGUCACCUACAACAAAGAGCUUAGUAGCUUCAGCCUGAGACCCACUGUCCCUGCCUCUCUAAAUGAGGAGCCCCAAUACUCCAAAUCCCAGCCUGCUCCAGAACCAGUCUCAAACCUCAGGAGGCGAAGGUCGAGGGGUGGAGGAGGACGAGACCAGGACUCUCUGAGCACUCUGCCCUACGAGGUGCUGCACCACAUGGCCAGCUUCCUGGACAGCUUGUCCCUGUUCCAACUGGCCCUGGUGUCCCACCUCAUGAGGGAGGUGUGUUCCUCUCUGCUGCAUGACAGGGGGAUGGUCUCCCUCCUCUGGGAGAAGAAGACCUAUAAGACUGGCAUGGCCAAGUGGAAGGCCAAGAAGGUGGUGUGGCAGUUCAGUACACUGUUCUCUCCAGUGGAAGCAUGGUGUUUUGACAACAAUGUACCCUCCAUGUCAGACCACCUGAAGGUGUGCCCUUACUACGAGAUGGAGCCCAGGACCGAGCGUGUGCUCCUGCCUCACAUUGUCAACAACAAAAUGAACACAGACACACAAAGCAACAGCAAUAGUCUGGUCACCCUGUUCCAGAAGAAGACUUGA